This is a messenger RNA of Suricata suricatta (meerkat), 502 nucleotides long. RefSeq names its product C-X9-C motif containing 1 (gene CMC1). The transcript is spliced from 4 exons. The coding region runs from base 40 to 366 and encodes 108 amino acids. Lineage: Eukaryota; Metazoa; Chordata; Mammalia; Carnivora; Herpestidae. The record is from RefSeq and is a predicted model, not a curated record. Gene Ontology annotation, cellular component: mitochondrion.
GAACUUAAACCUUGAGAUCAUGACCAAAGCUGAAGUCAGAUGCUUAACCAACUGAGCCACCCAGAGCAGCAUCUCAGACACGUCGAAAAGGAUGUUUUGAUCCCUAAAAUAAUGAGAGAGAAAGCCCGAGAGAGAUGUUCUGAACAAGUUCAAGAUUUUACCAAAUGUUGCAAGGCCUCUGGAGUCCUGAUGGUAGUAAAAUGCCGGAAAGAAAAUUCUGCAUUGAAAGAAUGUCUAACUGCUCAUUAUAAUGACCCGGCCUUUUAUGAAGAAUGCAAAAUGGAAUACCUGAAGGAAAGGGAAGAAUUCAGAAAAACUGGAAUUCCUACCAAGAAAAGGCUACAGAAGCUUCCCACGAGCAUGUAGGCAAAUACGCAGAGAUACUUGAAGGCUCUCGUAUUCAUGGAAAUCAUUAUUACCAGAAACAGUGGACUCCAGUGUUUGCUUUACCCCAAAUUAUGGAAAUACUAACUUGAUCUGAAAUAAAGGUUUUAAAAAAUGU